This is a messenger RNA of Morus notabilis, 2107 nucleotides long. RefSeq names its product probable L-gulonolactone oxidase 6. Gene Ontology annotation, cellular component: membrane. The record is from RefSeq and is a predicted model, not a curated record. The transcript has 4 exons. Lineage: Eukaryota; Viridiplantae; Streptophyta; Magnoliopsida; Rosales; Moraceae. The coding region runs from base 3 to 1805 and encodes 600 amino acids. Gene Ontology annotation, molecular function: D-arabinono-1,4-lactone oxidase activity; FAD binding.
CAAUGGACCAAAAUAUGCCGAUGUUAUUUUCUACAAGGUCAUUGUUAAGGCAAAUCCUGCAAUCAAACAUUCUUUUUCUCUUCUUCUUAGCGGUUUGUUGCACUCCUCCGGAGGACCCCGUCAAGUGCUCCUCACCCAACAACACAAACUGCACCAUCACCAACUCCUACGGUGCCUUCCCCGACCGGAGCAUCUGCCGAGCAGGCAGCGCAGCCUACCCCGCCACGGAGGAAGAGCUAAUCGCCGUCAUCGCCAACGCCACCAGGAACGGAUUGAAAAUGAAGGCAGCGACGCGUUUCUCUCACAGCAUUCCAAAGCUGGCUUGCCCCGGAGGCAAAGAAGGCCUUCUCAUAAGCACCAAGCUUCUGAACCGCGUGUUGAACAUCGACGUUAAGGCGAUGACGAUGACGGUCGAGAGCGGGGUGACGCUUAGGGAGCUGAUUAGUGAGGCUGCAACGGCGGGUCUGGCAUUGUCCUACGCGCCAUAUUGGUGGGGCUUGACGGUGGGAGGGCUUUUGGGCACGGGCGCUCAUGGCAGUACAUUGUGGGACAAGGGAAGUUCUGUCCAUGACUAUGUAGUUGGGCUUACCAUUGUUAGUCCGGGUGGGGCUGAAGACGGAUUUGUCAAAGUUAGGAGGCUUAAUGACGGUGAUCAAGAGCUAAACGCGGCCAAGGUUUCGCUUGGAGUUCUUGGGGUUAUUUCUCAGGUGAGAUUAAAACUCCAGCCUAUGUUCAAGAGAUCCAUAACUUACGUGACAAAGAAUGACUCUGACUUGGGAGAUCAAGUCGCAUGUUUUGGUAGAGAACAUGAGUUUGCAGACAUAACAUGGUACCCAAGUCAGCAAAAGGCCAUCUAUCGUGUCGACGACCGCGUCUCCACCAACACCUCCGGGGAUGGCUUGUAUGACUUCAUUCCGUUCCGCUCCACGUCUAGUUUGGCGCUUGCAUUUAUUAGAAUCACAGAGGAGAACCAAGAAUCCACUAAUGAUGCCGGAGGAAAAUGCACAGGUGCAAAGUUAAUCACGUCCACUCUCUCCACCAGUGCUUACGGUCUGACAAAUAAUGGUGGGUACCUUGGAGUUAUCUUUACGGGGUACCCGGUGAUUGGAUACCAACACCGUCUCCAAUCAUCCGGGACAUGCUUAGAUAGUCUUCAUGAUGCAAGAGUUACUGCCUGCUCAUGGGAUUCAAGAGUCAAAGCCGAGUUCUUUCACCAAACCACAUUCAGCCUUGGCUUGUCUGUUGUGAAGAGCUUCGUUGAAGACGUGCAAAAGCUGGUCAAAUUGGAACCUAAGGCAUUAUGUGGCUUAGAACUCUACAACGGAAUUCUCAUGCGCUAUGUCACUGCCUCAAGCGCCUAUCUAGGCAGGCAAGAAGAUGCGAUAGAUUUCGACAUAACCUAUUAUCGAAGCAAAGAUCCUUUGAAUCCAAGGCUCUACGAAGACAUACUCGAAGAAAUUGAACAACUCGCUAUUUUCAAAUACGGGGCAUUGCCGCAUUGGGGGAAGAACAGGAACGUAGCGUUUGAAGGAGCCAUAAAAAAGUACAAGAAUAGCAAAGAGUUUUUGAAGGUUAAAGCGGCUUAUGAUCCAUUAGGGCUCUUUUCUAGUGACUGGAGUGAUCAAGUCUUGGGGCUUAAAGGUGGGUUGCCCAUAGUGAAGGAGGGUUGUGCAUUAGAAGGGCUGUGCAUAUGUGCAGAGGACAUUCAUUGUGCCCCAAGCAAGGGCUACUUCUGCAGGCCAGGGAGAAUUUACGAGGACGCAAGAGUUUGUGCUCGUUUGGAUAAUAAUCGACGACACUCAUGAUGUUUUGAGGCGAUUCUUGCGUUGCUUACACUGCAGAAAUAAGAAGUGGUCAUAUAUAUAGAUACACACACACAUAUAUGCACACCGUAUUCUUUUUAUAUUCUCAUAUAGUUAAAAUAUAUGCCUAGUAAUUUUUAGGAGAAAGCUAUUUAGGAUGUUGUCUAUGAACAGAGCAUCCUCGACUUCGUGAUUAAGAUUUCUCUUGUACAUGGUCAGUGUAGCUCUGCUCUGCCUUAUAUAUUGAUGAGUUACCAAAUAGAAACGCAACCAACCAAGAGCAUUGCAUUUACAUAAUACAAAAA